This is a messenger RNA of Anoplophora glabripennis (Asian longhorned beetle), 1813 nucleotides long. It is a transcript of the gene Eogt, whose product is annotated as EGF domain-specific O-linked N-acetylglucosamine transferase. The record is from RefSeq and is a predicted model, not a curated record. The transcript is spliced from 5 exons. NCBI's taxonomy places the organism in Eukaryota, Metazoa, Arthropoda, Insecta, Coleoptera, Cerambycidae. The coding region runs from base 187 to 1740 and encodes 517 amino acids. Gene Ontology annotation, cellular component: endoplasmic reticulum lumen. Gene Ontology annotation, molecular function: protein N-acetylglucosaminyltransferase activity.
UUUACUGAUCUGUGAUCUAAUGGUUGUUAACCUUCUCAUUUGUGGGAACAUUGGGAUUUAUUUUAAUCAUUUAUUUACUUUCUCCUUACCAUUAAGCUAUGGUCGUUUAAAUAGUCAAAAAACUUGGUUCCUUUUAUACUUCCAGAUGUUAUCCAAUUUAAUUUUAGAUUAUUUCAAACAAUCGAAAUGUAUAUAGUAUUUUUAGUUUUUGUAUUAUUUUUGCAAGUUCUAUGUGAUAAUUAUUCAACUAUUGAUUUACCAGAAGAUCAUUUGCCAUAUUAUUUUGCAAAUUCUCCUAAGGUAGUAGAAAGAUGUUUAAACGAUAAUGACUGUCCCUAUAAACCAUUUUUGAAUAAAAGUAAAUGCUGGGGUUAUGAAUAUGAUUGCAAAUGGGACAAACAAUAUUCUGUACCUGCUUGUCCUGGCGAUCAUAAAGGCUGGGUAAAAACCAAAUUUGCUCAGCAGACGACUUUUUACACUCAAGCAGAUUUUGGUUACAUAAAACAGCAAUUACGAGAAAUGCGAGUGCUGUGUGAACCUUUGUUUCCCGAUGACAGUUCCUUAGAAUGCACAGAACAUUUGCGGUUUUGCCGAGGAAGAAAUAUAAUGUUAAAUUUUACUAGGCUGAUAAGUGUAGAAGAGCCAAUUAGAUACAAAAUGGAUGUUUUGCAAGAAGGAGAUAUUGGUGGUUACUGUGACUUUCACAAGGACAGAUUGAUUGAACAAGCUGAUCAUAUAAGUCCUUUACAAAGUUGGGGACCUGAAAUGAGGUAUUUUACUAGACUUAAUCGUAGACCUAUAGUUGAAGGAGACUGUGAUGUAGUUAUAGAAAAACCGACUUUUAUUAUGAAGAUAGAUGCUACAGUAAAUAUGUAUCAUCAUUUCUGUGACUUUUUAAAUCUAUAUGCAUCUUUACAUUUAAAUGCAACACAGGAAGAUGCAUUUUCUAAGGAUGUGCAUGUGUUAAUAUGGGAAACAUUUACAUACCGCUCAGCAUUUGAAGAAACUUGGCAAGCUUUUACUGAUCAUUCCAUAUGGGACUUAAAGACAUUUAGGGGUGACACAGUAUGUUUUAAAAAUGUAGUUUUUCCUUUAUUGCCAAGAAUGAUAUUUGGUUUGUAUUAUAAUACUCCAAUAAUCUAUGGCUGUGAAGGCAGUGGUUUAUUUGAUGCUUUCUCAAAGCAUGUUUUGCAUCGAUUAGAAAUACCAUUCCAUACACGCUAUAAUAAGAAAAUCCACAUCACUUUUCUAUCGAGAGAAACUAAAUACCGAAGAGUGUUAAAUGAAGAUGAACUUAUAGAUUCCUUGAAAGAGAAUGAGGAUUAUGAGGUAAUUAAAAUUGUAUAUGAUAGAAAUAUGCCAUUUAAGAAACAACUGGAGAUCUCAAGAAAUUCAGAUAUAUUUAUAGGUAUUCAUGGAGCCGGUUUGACUCACUUACUCUUUCUACCAGAAUGGGCAGUUGUUUUUGAAUUGUACAACUGUGAAGAUAUGAACUGCUACCUUGAUCUGGCUCGUUUAAGAGGGGUAAAAUACAUAACUUGGGAGGAUGGAGAUAAAUUUACGUCCAUAAAGGAUGAAUCAUACACUGGUGGAGCACAUGCAAAAUUUGCCAAUUAUUCCUUUGAUGUCGAAGAAUUUAAAAGAUUAGUAGUGAAAGCCGCAAAACAUGUAAAAAAUCAUCCAAAAGUCAAGAAUAUUGUAUAUGGUGUAAAUGAAAGGCAUCCCCAUGAUGAAUUGUAAUUAUAUUUUACAUAGUUAAAAUAUUUAAUCUCAUUUUUACAAUAUUAACGUGAUCUAAUUUAUACAUUUCUUU